Mesorhabditis belari is the source of this 2802-nucleotide messenger RNA. NCBI's taxonomy places the organism in Eukaryota, Metazoa, Nematoda, Chromadorea, Rhabditida, Rhabditidae. The record is from the annotation of a GenBank genome assembly.
AUGAGAUGCUUUUUAAUCAAAACUCUUGAUAAACCAUUGCAACGCUUUUUCGAAUGGUACACUCGACGGAUCCUCGUCGAUCAUUAUAUCCUUUUCAUAAUCUGGCCCUUGUGGUUGACGAUAUUUCUGGGCAGCGGUUUCUAUUGGAUUGAGGAAUUGACAUUGUUGGAUGCGAGGAAACUUUACACUCCAAUAUCGGCUCCAUCGUGGAUUGAAGAGGAGACUUUCUCACAAUUAUGGCCAAUAAAAUCAUUCGAAUUCCUGCCCGAGCGAACAUUUCAAUGGAAUCGAUAUUUGUAUGUGGUUGUGCACGGGAGAAUUCUCAAAAAUAACUCAUAUCCAAAUAUCCUUGAAGAACCCUACUUGACAAAAAUCACGGAAAUCGAAGAAGAAAUCGCGAGAAAAGUCGAAUUUCCGAUGGAGGAAAAAUGGAAAAAGAAAAGAAAUGAAAGUGAAGGAAAAGGAAAUGAAACGAUCGGAUUUAAGGAUAUUUGCCUGAAUUGGUAUGGGGAUUGUUAUCGACAAACUGGGUUGAUCGAGAUGUUGAAAAGGAGGAAAGAGCUGUCAACUCACGGGAUUUCCGUUUCCUAUCCGGUGGCCAAUCCUGAAGGAUCCCCAAUAUACAUUGCAUUCAAUGUGGGCGGGGUGGAGACAUUUCCAAAUGAUACAAUCAAGUCAGCCAAAGCGAUGCGUCUCUUUUAUUUCCUCCGUUUUGACACUGCCGAAAUGAACGAAAUGUCGACGAAAUGGGAGGAUGAAGCGAGUCGAUUCAUCGCAAAAACUUAUCAAAAUCACUCGUGGAUACAGUGUCACAUCAAGCACUCCCGCAUCCUUGAUCUUGGUCUGACAGCGAAUGCGAAUCGCCUCAAGCCCUACUUCACUGUCACCAUUUUUGUGCUCAUCGCGUUUACGACAUUUUAUGCUGUCAAAUGGCAUUUCGGGAGUGACAAUGGGAAAUGGAGAGUGUCAAUUGAUUGGCUUCGCUCGAAACCGAUGCUCGCCUUGGGUGGUGUGCUCACGGCCGGAAUGGCGAUUAUGAGCGGAAUCGGUCUCAUGCUCUGGUUCGGGAUGUUCUUUGCCGAGAUCACACUGAUGGCCCCAUUUCUUGUGCUAUCCAUCGCUGUCGAUGAUAUGUUCAUCGCUGUCGCUGCAUGGCAUAACACUGAAAUUGAGUUCCCAGGCAAUUCGGAGAAAGUGCUUAAAGAGCGAAUGGUUGGUGCGAUGUCGGAAGCGGCUGUGGCUAUCUUUAUCACCUCGGCCACCGAUGUUUUCUCGUUUGCCAUUGGAACGUUCACUGACAUCAAAGCUGUCGAGGGCUUCUGCGCGAUGACGGCCGCCUGUAUGUUCUUCACAUUCUUCUAUCAGGUGACAUUCUUCGCCGCUUUGUUAGUCCUCUCGGCGAAGACCCAAUUGAACGGGCGAAACUCGUGCAUCCCUUGUGUGAAAGCUGCCGACAUUCAAGAAUCAUCCUUAGCAAAACUCAAAAAGAUUUCCCAACAACAACUCGGUAAUCCUUCAGAACAAGCGAAUCUUCCGAUCAAAGCUUUCGGCUUUAUGGGAACAUUCUUUCGAGAUGUCUAUGUCCCGAUUUUGCUCAAUUUUUGGUCAAAAAUCGUCAUUUCGAUAGCUUUCAUCGUUUAUCUCAUGAUUUCCAUUUAUGGGAUUACCGUAAUGGAACAGGGAUUGGAUUACGAGAAACUUUUGAUUGAAACGGAUCCUCUCGUGGAAGCGCUAAGAACCGAAAUACAACUGUUUCACGGGGGAGAUCAGAUCGAAAUCGCCAUUGUGAACGCUCCAGACAUGACAAAGCAAGAGAAUCGAGAUCUCAUUGAGAAAAUCGUUCAACAAUUUGAAUCAACAUCUUAUGGAAUUGGCAAGAAAGGGACAACUGUAUGGACAAGAGAAUACGAGAAAUAUGCAAAUAUGACAGGUUCAUAUUUGAAUGACGAUCACGAUUCGUGGGUGAUCGGAGUGUAUGAAUGGAGUCAACUCUUCGCUUUCUAUAAACUUUGGUCUCAAGAUUUCGUGUGGUCAAACAGCUCAAAUCCCGAAGAACUUCGCCUUAUCUCCUUUCGUUUCCGAAUCGGGGUCACCGAUUUCUCGACUCCAUCGGAUUUGGUGGCUGUGACAGGCGAGUUGAGAAGUGUGGCCACAGAAUAUCCACAGCUGAAUAUCAUCACGUAUCAACAGAGUCGAUCGAUCGCUGAUCAGCUAAACGUCAUUCUCCCAUCAACCAUUCAAAAUGACUCGUUGGCCAUUGUUUGCAUGGUCAUUAUUUCUCUACUUUUCAUCCCAAAUCCCCUGUGCACUUUGUGGAUCACAAUCGCUAUCAUAACAAUCGAUAUUGGUGUAAUCGGUCUUCUUUCUUUAUGGUAUGUGAAAUUGGAUCCGAUCUCGAUGGUCACAAUUAUAAUGAGUAUCGGCUUUUCGAUUGAGUUCUCCGCGCAUAUCACGCACGGAUUCAUGAAUGGGGUAAAUUUGACGCCGAAAGAGCGAGUGAUCGAUAGUAUGGAGAGAUUGGCAUGGCCUGUUGUCCACGGAUCUUUAUCGACGAUUCUUGGAGUGACAGUAUUGGCUUUUAUCAAUUCCUACAUGGUGCUCGUGUUUUUCAAAACAAUUUUCCUUGUUUUAAUCAUUGGAGUAUUUCACGCACUGGUUCUUCUCCCAAUCGUCCUCGAAGUCACGCAUCCUUAUGUUGAAAAUUUGAAUCGACGAAUCGAAAAGAAACUUGAGCAGAGAUCGUCGAAAAAUACGGAAAAACCGAGCGGUUAUGCAAUCAGCAUACCGGUCAAUGCGUUAUCC